This is a messenger RNA of Gadus macrocephalus (Pacific cod), 3440 nucleotides long. Its product is annotated as polyunsaturated fatty acid lipoxygenase ALOX15B-like. Lineage: Eukaryota; Metazoa; Chordata; Actinopteri; Gadiformes; Gadidae. The coding region runs from base 184 to 2208 and encodes 674 amino acids. The record is from RefSeq and is a predicted model, not a curated record. The transcript has 14 exons. Gene Ontology annotation, molecular function: protein binding; iron ion binding; oxidoreductase activity, acting on single donors with incorporation of molecular oxygen, incorporation of two atoms of oxygen. Gene Ontology annotation, biological process: lipid oxidation; linoleic acid metabolic process.
UUUAUUUCCUUAUGGGUAAUAUCCGGAGGGGUGACGUUGAAAUAUGAGUAUAAAAGCAAGGCAAAUCUAAAAUACCAAGCAUCGCUUUAGAGGGCUAUAUAACAAGGUAAGACCUGCAUUCUAGCUCGUGUUAAAAUGAUUCAUGCGAGUGGACCACUACACCAUUAACUCUACAGCGGAAAGAUGCCUGAAUAUGAAGUGGUCAUAACCACCACAGAUCGUCUCGGUGCCAUCACUUGGGAUCAUGUCCACAUUCAACUAUUCGGGGAAGUUGGGGAGAGCAAACGCAAAGCUGUCUCUACUGAACGUUUUUUAGAAUCUGGAUCUGUCUUAAAAGGUACGGUGGACUGCAAAAUGUCCAUUGGCAAACUGCUGCGUAUUCAGCUGGACAAAACCGCCGGUCUAUUAAGAAUCAUUCCAGGGGGAUUGCUACAAACAGCAGGAGACUGGUUCCCUGCCACGGUGGAAGUCAAGUCCCCUGAAGGAGAGACCUUCCACUUCCCCAUCCAUCACUGGAUCACCAACAAUGAAGUUCAUGAGUUCAGAGAGGCCACAGCUCGUUUAGAAUUUGAUGACAAAAUGCUUUGUGUGAGAAAAACCAGAGCGUAUGAGUUGAAACUGAGAAAGGAACAGUAUCGGUGGAACUUUUAUGCAGAGGGGAUUCCUCACUGUAUGAAGAUUGACAAAGAUCAUGGUCUGCCUUACGAGGUCCGGUUCUCCUUCACAAAAGAAACCGAGUUUCGAUUCACCGCUUUACAAGGGCUGAUAGAGCUGAAACUCAACGGACUAGCGGAUUGUAAAGAAGAGUGGAAGAGCAUUGAUGCCAUCGGCACCGCCUCCCACAAAGGAACUCCACUGUCUGAAUACGUUCAGAAGAACUGGAAGGAGGAUUCUCUUUUUGGCUACCAGUUUCUAAACGGUGUCAACCCAAUGGUGAUCCGUCGUUGUUCGGAGUUGCCGGUAAACUUCCCUGUCACCGAUCAAAUGGUGUUCCGCCACGGUGGGAGGAGCCUAGCAGAAGAGAUGCAGAACGGCAACAUAUUCCUGUGUGACUACAAAGUCUUCACAGGAUUGAAAGCAAACAAGGUUAAUGACAAGCAGCAGUACCUGAUGGCCCCACUCGUCCUGCUCCACAAAACCCCUGGGGAUCAGCUGAUGCCCAUAGCUAUCCAGUUGAAGCAGGAACCAUCAAAGGACAACCCCAUCUUCUGUCCUACCGACUCAGAGUACGACUGGUUGUUGGCCAAGAUGUUUGUCAGAAGUGCAGAUUUCCAGGACCACCAGCUUAACUCCCACUUGCUCCGCACUCAUCUUCUGGCAGAAGUCUUUUCUGUCUCACUCCUGCGUAACCUCCCCAUGGUGCAUCCACUGUACAAGCUCCUGGUUCCCCACACUCGCUACAACCUCCAGAUUAACGCCCUGGCCCGAAAACUACUCAUAUCUGACAGUGGAAUUUUCAAUACGUUCACCUCUUCUGGUGGAAAGGCUAAGCAAAAAAUCCUGCAAAGAGCCAUGUCAUAUAUAACCUACAAAUCGCUCUGCAUUCGGGAUGACAUCAAGGAGAGAGGGCUGGAGUCUGUGCCCCACUUCUACUACCGAGACGAUGGCUUCAAAAUUUGGGACAUCAUCAAAAGGUUUGUUCAGGGAGUGCUUGCCUACUACUACAAAGAUGACUCUUACGUCAAGCGAGAUAUGGAGCUACAGUCCUGGGUUAUGGACAUCUUUGUUCAUGGAUUCCUUUACCGGCCGAAAUCUGGAAUGCCGGAAAGCUUGAACACUGUAGAUGAGCUGGUGAAAUUCGUCACCAUGGUGAUCUUCACCGGUUCAGCCCAGCACGCUGCAGUCAACGCCGGCCAGUUUGACUACGGUUCAUGGAUGCCCAACACUCCAACGACCCUACAGCGCCCCCCACCGACCACCAAGGGAACUGCAAAUGAAAGCUCCCUCCUGGGAACUCUCCCUGACGUGAACGUCACCGUUAAUGGCAUCUCUGUCGUGUGGCUGCUCAGCAAGCAGUCCAGUGAUUUUGUGCCCCUUGGCCGCUACCCUGAAGAGCAUUUCUCUGAAAUAAUUCCACGUCAUCAGAUAAAGCUCUUUAAAGAGGAGCUUGGACGUUUAAGUUCAGAGAUUAAAGCCAGAAACUCGGGUCUGAAAAUCCCGUACACGUUUCUGGACCCAGCGUUGCUGGAGAAUAGCGUAGCCAUCUGAGUAGCGGAGCUAAGGGGGGCAGGAGGGUCUGGUGGUCCUGGGGGUGGACUCCCAGAAGGGUUGGGUUCAAACUCCAUUGUCUACGCUAUCUGCUGCCUGCAAUAUUUUUUAAAUUUUAAUAAUUAAAUUCUCAAAUCUUUAGAACUUUGAGGAACAAUAACUGAUAAUAUGUCGAAAUGUUUGUUACUCUGAAAUUGUUGGUUCCUGAAUUUUUUUUAACAUUAGCCAAGUGUUGUACAUUGGAAAUACUCCAUUGUGAAUGCUUCAUUACUUCUGCUUAUGUACCUCCCUCACCACUUUUUAUUUCACUAUCCUGCAUCACUUUUACUUGCUAAACACAAUUCAUUCAUGUUUAGUUUUGUUAUAGGUCAGUUUGUUGUUUUCAUAUAUUAUUAUAUCAUUGUGGGGAUCACGACCGUGGUCGCCAAGUGCCGCAACAGAUCCUGGGAGGGUCGGCGGCACCACCAGGAGGCAGUCGUCAUUGUGGGGGAUAGUAUGCGUGUGUGGUGUGUUUAAUGAAAGCAACUCUCAGGGCAACCAGAGUUGCAAACUCCAAUAACCUGGGCUCCAGUUUGGUCAUUCCCGUUCUGCUCCACAUUAUUAUUAAAAACAUAUUUUUCUUCACAAAAUGACUGUUUUUUUUUGGACGGCGGACUUUGAUGGGGCUCAGCCUUUCUCUGGCGGAGUUUAAGCCCCCACCAGCUACGGUCUUGUGAGUUCCCAGACCAAAGAGACGAAAUGAAAAUUAGCCACUGGCAGGUGCUACUUAACCACUUUGGUGACUGUGUUACAAUAGACUGCUGCAGAGAUGUCUAGUGCAACAGUUUAUGGGCCCAGUCAUGCAGGACAAAGAUGGUUCAGACUUUGUUCGACGGUGAUGAGAACAAUUUUGAACUCUGGGAAACUAGGUUCCUCACGCACAUGGAGCUGUGCGGCCUCAGAGAAGUUAUCUCGGAGGACCCGGAGAUAGAUGAGGACGACGAAGCAGCUCUCGCGGAAGAUGAGGCAAAGAAUAGAGGCAUAUGCAGAGCUAGUGCAAUGUCUAGACAACAAGAGUUUUUCAUUGGUAAUGAGGGACGCGAAACGUGAAUGAAGAAGAGCACUGGAGAUUCCUCGCGAGCACUACGCGGGAAAGGACAAACCCUGCGUUGUGAGUUUGUAUUUUCACCUUUCCUCGCUCCAUAAGGCUAGCAAUGAAACUGUCACUGACUAUAUCAUUACAGCAGAGGCUA